This is a messenger RNA of Galeopterus variegatus (Sunda flying lemur), 2714 nucleotides long. It is a transcript of the gene CCDC171, whose product is annotated as coiled-coil domain containing 171. The record is from RefSeq and is a predicted model, not a curated record. The coding region runs from base 69 to 2714 and encodes 881 amino acids. Lineage: Eukaryota; Metazoa; Chordata; Mammalia; Dermoptera; Cynocephalidae. The transcript is spliced from 16 exons.
UUCGUGACCUUGAAGGAGCUUUGCAAGUAGAAAAGGCCAGCCAAGCAGAAGCUGUGGCUGAUUUGGAAAUGAUCAAGAAGGAAUUCAAAGAAGUUGAAAGUGCAUAUGAGCGAGAAAAGCAUAAUGCACAAGAGAGCUUUGCCAAACUAAAUUUAUUAGAGAGAGAGAAUUUCUCCAAAAACAAGAAACUAAAUGAAAAGAUUGAGGAACAGAAGAAAGUAAUUAUAGACCUUUCAAAGAGACUCCAGUAUAAUGAAAAAAGUUGCAGUGAAUUACAGGAAGAACUUGUAAUGGCUAAGAAGCACCAAGCCUUCCUAGUAGAGACAUGUGAAAAUAACGUGAAAGAAUUGGAAUCGAUCUUGGACAGCUUUACUGUGUCGGGCCAGAGGACAUCAGGCAGCCACAAGGACAAAGAUAAACCUCCCAGCUUCUCUGUUGUGCUUGAGACUUUGAGGCGUACCUUGACAGAUUACCAGAACAAGCUGAAAGAUGCAUCUAAUGAGCUAAACAGCAUGAAUGAUGCUAAGGCAAAGGCAUCUAAUGAACUCGAUUCUACCAAACAGAAGAUAGAAUCUCACACUAAAAAUAUAAAGGAACUUCAGGAUAAACUGGCUGAUGUGAAUAAAGAGUUAAGUCAUUUACGCACUAAAUGUGCAGACCGAGAGGCUUUAAUAAGCACUUUAAAAGUGGAACUACAAAAUGUGCUGCACUGUUGGGAGAAAGAAAAGACGCGAGCAGCCCAGUCUGAAAGUGAACUGCAGAAGCUUUCACAGGCUUUCCGUAAGGAUAGUGAGGAGAAGCUAACCUUCCUUCAUACCUUGUAUCAGCACUUGGUAGCAGGCUGUGUGCUCAUAAAACAACCAGAAGGCAUUCUGGAUAAAUUUUCUUGGUCUGAGCUUUGUGCAGUCUUGCAGGAGAAUGUUGAUGCCCUGAUCUCAGACCUCAACAGGGCUAAUGAGAAGAUAAGCCAUCUAGAGUAUAUCUGUAAAAACAAGUCUGACACGAUGAGGGAGCUUCAGCAGACCCAGGAAGACACCUUUAACAAAGUGGCAGAGCAGAUCAAAGCUCAAGAGAGCUGCUGGCACAAACAAAAGAAGGAACUGGAGCUGCAGUAUUCUGAACUCCUCUUGGAGGUGCAGAAGAGGGCACAGAAAUUUCAAGAAAUUGCUGAAAAAAAUAUGGAAAAAUUGAACUGUAUUGAGAAGUCACAUGAACAGUUGAUUCAUGAAAAUUCACACUUCAAAAACGUGUUAUCACAAUCUCAAAGGGAACAAACAUCCUUGCUAGCAGCCUGUGCAUUGAUGGCUGGUGCCUUAUAUCCCCUGUACAGCCGAUCAUGGGCCUUAUCUACGCAGAGAGAUUUUCUCCAGGAGCAGGUCAACACCUUUGAGUUGUUCAAAUUGGAAAUUAGAACUCUCACCCAAGCUUUAUCAACUGUAGAGGAAAAGAAACAAGAGGAAGCCAAGAUGAAGAAAAAACUAUUCAAAGGAUUGAUACGUAUAUUCCGGAAAGGUGUAAUUGCAGUUUUGGCAGUGAACAGACUCAAGAUUUUGGGCCAAUCAUGUGCCUCUCUUUUUACCUGGAUGGAGAGUUUCAAAGAAGGCAUAGGCAUGUUAGUGUGUACAGGAGAGCCCAAAGACAAGCAUAAAUAUCCAAAACAUCAAAAGGAGCAAUUACGUUAUUUACAAGCGCUUAGUUGGCUCACCAGUUCUGACCUUCUUGCUGCUAUAAUCAGCUCUAUGGCUGAGUUACAAGGAGUCAUUAGUAAAACAGAUCCAAAUUCCAGAAUUGGUGGACAUUUACUCAUAGGUGCUGCCAAGAAUUCUUUUGCAAAACUCAUGGAUAAAAUUAGUCUGGCAAUGGAGACUAUACCUCUGCACAGUAGCAGGAGUAUAACAUAUGUAGAAAAAGAUUCCCUGGUUCAGAGACUGGCCCGGGGACUUCAUAAAGUAAACACAAUGGCCCUGAAAUAUGGUUUGCAUGGCCAUGUGCCCAUUAUGAAAAGCACAGCGUUGUUACAGAAGCAUAUAUUUGGAUUUACACAAAGACUGCAUGCAGCAGAAGUGGAGCGCCGCUCAUUGCGCCUAGAAGUCACAGAAUUCAAACGAAAUGUGAACGAAAUGAAAAAGGAGCUUGACAAAGCCCAAGGUCUCCAAAUGCAAUUAAAUGAAUUUAAGCAGUCUAAAUUGAUCACCCAUGAGAAGUUUGAAAGUGCAUGUGAAGAACUAAAUAAUGCAUUACUUCGGGAACAGCAGGCACAAAUGCUAUUGAAUGAACAGGCACAACAACUACAGGAGUUGAAUUACAGACUUGAAUUGCACUCCAGCGAGGAAGCUGACAAAAACCAGACUCUUGGAGAAGCAGUUAAGAGUCUCUCCGAGGCAAAGAUGGAGCUGAGAAGAAAAGAUCAAUCUCUGCGUCAGCUCAAUAGACAUCUUAGCCAGCUGGAGCAGGACAAGCGUCGACUGGAGGAGAACAUCCAUGAUGCAGAGAGUGCCCUCCGCAUGGCAGCCAAAGAUAAAGAAUGUGUUGCUAAUCACAUGAGAACAGUUGAAAAUACACUUCAUAAGGUCAGAGAUCAGAUCUCGUUGUCACGGACUGCGGCAAGUAGGAAUGACUUCACCCUGCAGCUACCCAAAUUGCACCUGGAGACCUUUGCAAUGGAGGGGCUCAAGGGCGGGCCAGAGGUUGUAGCAUGCCAGGUUAGAGUCUAA